Daphnia pulex (common water flea) is the source of this 1909-nucleotide messenger RNA. Its product is annotated as coiled-coil domain-containing protein 22 homolog. The record is from RefSeq and is a predicted model, not a curated record. Lineage: Eukaryota; Metazoa; Arthropoda; Branchiopoda; Diplostraca; Daphniidae. Gene Ontology annotation, molecular function: cullin family protein binding. Gene Ontology annotation, biological process: positive regulation of ubiquitin-dependent protein catabolic process. Bases 127 to 1824 code for a protein of 565 amino acids. The transcript has 11 exons.
UUCUUCUCAUAGAUGCUUUUGUUUAGGUAAACAAAGUAAAAAAUUGAAAGCUGUCAGUUUACUGAGUUUAGUGCUUUCGGUUGAAACUAUAAUUGUAAUUGUUUUUAAAAACAUUAUUCUAUCAACAUGGAAGAAACGGAUGGAAUUAUUAUAGAGAAUCUUCGUAAAGUUGGAUGUGACAUUGAAGAUGAAGUCACAUCCCUUGCUCAAUUUACUACCGAAAUGGUGAUUGAAGGUGUUGUCAAGUGUCUAGUUUCCAUUCAAUCUGACCUGCAACUCAACCACAGAAUGCCUCCAAACCUUCCUGCUCGUUAUAAACUUUGCAUGGAGAUAGCUAAGGCCUGUAAGGAUGUAGCUGGUUAUAAAGGAGACCUUGGAUACGAAACAUUUUUGCACGGGAGUCAGACAGAAAUUAGAAAUGUGUUUACAGUUAUCAUUCAGAAACUACCUAAAGUCAAUGAACAACCUAUUGCAGAUUCAGUUGCUGAUCCCUUUCAAUAUACUAUGAAAAAAAUUCAAAAUGACAUUCUCAGACAACUCCAUCAACCAUGGCUGCCUUCCUUUUGCAAUUUUUCCUGUGAUAACAGUCUUCCAUUUCACUCCAUUGAUCUAACAAAAAAAGCUUUCAAUUCAAGUGGCAAAAUACCCCAGCUCUCAACAAUUCCUCAUACUCAGUUGAUUCCUUCAUUGAUAGAAAAGCAUCUUUCAGAGUUGGCAGCAGACAAAUACAAAUAUAAGUUUUCUGUGAGGAAGGUCAACAUCAUAAAAAAAGAACAAGAAUUACCUGUACUUGCACUUAACUCGAGAUUUUCUCUGAUUCGGUUACUCCAGUACGCGGAAGCAGAUAAAAAAAAGAAAAAACCACUGCCACCCCCCAAACCUUCACAUUUGAGCGGAGUAUCGAAAUCCAAAACUGAAGGGCCGACAGUGGAAGAACAGUGCCAACAAUUAACUAUCAUUAUAGAGAACCUAGAGCAAGAUUUGAAUUUGAAACACACAGAACUUGCUGACAUAACAGAAGAAGUUGCUAAAAUGAAAUCUAUGAUCGAAUGCAAAGAGGCGGAACAGAAUACUCAACGAAAAGAGCUGGAUAGACAGGAAAAGCUAUAUGCCCUUCUUCCUGAUGCUCCCGCUCAUUUGGAGCGCAUGAAAACGCUAUUAGAGUCUAAUCAGGGGAAAAUGGCCGUAUUAGAAGAGCAGUGGUUAGAAAUUAAGAAACCUUUGGAUGAUGAAUACCAAAUCUGGCUUCUUCGUCACGAAAAUAGUGCAGGCGAGAAGCUGAAAGCUGCACUUGAACAUACAGUGAUGUCCUUAAGAAGCAUCGUAGAAGAAAUUCGUACUAAAGAAGACACUAUACAAAAACUUCAAACGCAUAUCGAAUCUAUGCCACCUUCAGUACUAACAAGAACAUUUUAUACUCAAAGAAUACUGAGUAUCGUAGCCAACGUCAAAAAACAAAAUGAAGAAAUGCAUCGGGUGCUUGAAGAUGUAAAAAGUGUGCAGCGUGAAAUCAAUUCAAUACAGGGAAAAGUUGAGCGCACGUUUACCGUAACGGAUGAAAUUAUUUUUCGGAUGGCCAAAUCGGAUGAGACUGCCCGGCGUAUAUACAAGUAUUUGAUUUCAUUGCAAACUGAUUGCUCUGAAAUCCAAAAAUUAGUGAAAGAAUCUGGCAACUUGUCACGAGAGAUAAAGGAUUUAGAAGAUCAAGCGGAAACCGAAUUACGUAAGAAUAUUGCUACCAAAAUUAGGCGACUGCAAAGUGACCUCGAACAGAUACGCACGGAAAAUCAGAUUUUAGAAGAACGAGUCGGUACUAAAAUUUAAUUAUUCAUCUUAGUUUUGUUUCCAGUCAGCCUCACUUUGUUCAAAUUAAAUUUUUCUCACUUCAAUAAAGUUUAACAUUCCAAUA